UAUUUUUUUUACAGAUCUGAAAUGAAGGUGGCACAUUUUUCAUUCAUCAGAUGUGAAAUAAAACGUGAAUAGAAAGCAAAAAAAAAAAAAAAAAUGUCACGGUUGACAGAGUCGGCGUGUCUCGUCGCGUUUGCGACCACAUUCGCGAUCCUGUUCUCAACCCAGGCCUCAAAAGUCCCGACCACCUCACAUUUGACCAUCACCUACGACGACAUCGUCGCCACGAACAAAUCCUGCAAAGAAAAGGACUCAUGCGAACUGCGGAAAACCGACCGGAAAAUGGACCUCGUCGACUGGAAAGUGCGCAAUUGUUUUUGCGAUGCCCAGUGUCGCGAUUACGGCGACUGUUGCGUCGACUCCAAGUUCUUCGACGCUGUCGAACAACGUCGGAAUCGACAAGCCUUCUCCUGCGUGUCCCUGCGACAAUUCGGCACCAUCUACAUGAAGGACUCGUGUCCCGAGGACUUUGACGACGACGAAUACGUGGCCAAGUGUCGGGAUGACGCGAGUCCGAUUGAAGAUCCGUUGGCAACCAUGCCCGUGACGAGCAAAGCGACGACUCACACGUACAAGAAUUACUAUUGUGCAGCGUGUCACAAUGACGUGACGAGUCCGAUUGUGUGGGUACCACGAUUGGAGUGCCCGUCGAUCAAGUCUGGUGUUGUCGAGGACUUGACACCGUCGGUGGUGAGUCGGCAAGUGGAUUUCGAUCCCGUGUCGAAGCGAUGGGGUGUGAGGACUGGUGAAGGCGAAUUCCAUGUGUGUCACAUUGAUCCCGUGAUCCCGGAAUUCAUUGCACCGUAUGUGAGGAGUUGUCGGAUACAUAAUGGCACGUGCCCUGAAGGUACGGAUGCUGACCUGGCUGCCAAAUGUGAUUCAUACAGCGCAUACGUCUACAACUUCGAGCGGGCGUUCAGAAACGUGCACUGCGCCCAGUGCAACAACGUCACGCUCUCCAACCACCACUGCAUCAUGAACGACUUUUCCCGCGGGAUUUUCGGCGAGGAAUUCGACGUUGCUGCGUUCUCUGUCCUGCUCGACAUCUCCCUCUCAUCUGCCAGCCACGAAUCCGCCAGCGUCGGCAAAGUCGCCAUUUGCGAACCCAAUCAGCUCUACGAUCCGUUCUUCAAGCGCUGUCGAGACUUGUACCGGCCGAAACCGUCUGCCAAAAACGGCACGGAUGCCUCUGGCAACGCCACAAACAACGCCUCCACUACCACGUGUCCGAAAUUCACUCUGCUCGACACCGACUUUGACUUCGUCGCCAACGACAGCAUCUUCGUCGCAAUGUAUAACAAGACUUAUUCGAGCGGAGACUACGAAAUUGUGAAACUCGGCGACGGGAAAAGAGCUGUGAGGAUUUGCGCGGUCGGACUCGCAGACGCGGACAAGUUCACUCCGUUGAUGGGCUACGUGAGCGCCAUUUGCAUUCUGGUGUCCAUCUUGUGUCUCCUGUGUCACCUGGUCGCGACGGCGUUUGUCCCGGAGCUCAGGAACCUGUCGGGAAAGAACAUGGCCGCCCUGAGCACCGCGUUACUCCUCGCCUACGUUUUCUUCCUCGCCGGACAAUUCCGGACUGUGAAAGAGCACGUUUGCGCCGGUGUCGGUGCCGGGAUGUAUUUCUCGUUCCUGGCUGCGUUCUGUUGGAUGAACUGCAUGGCGUUCGAUGUCUGGCGCAGUCUGAGACGAGCCACGAGUGAAUUGCGUCUCUCGAGUGGAUCUCAGUUCCGGAAAUUCGCAGCGUAUUCUGCGUAUGCUUGGGGCCUGCCCGCCGUGUUGGUGGCAGUGGCGCUGGUGGCGGACUCGGCGCCGGGGGUGGCGUUGGCGUUGCGUCCGGGGUUCGGCGUGGCGUCGUGUUGGUUCGGCCACAGAACAGCGUUGCUGGUUUACUUUGCUGCGCCGUUGGCUGUGGUGAUGGCGAUGAACGUGGUUUUCUUCGGGCUGAGUGCCGGCAUGAUUUAUGCGACGUCGGAGAGCUCGAGGAAGAUCCGCACGGGAUGCAACCCCACGAGGAUUGACUUCAAGUUGUACACGAGGCUGGCGCUGAUCAUGGGGCUCACGUGGGUCGUGGGGCUGGUGGUGGGCGCGUUGGACGGACAGCUGGAGCCGCAUUCGCUGCUGUUUUUUGCGCUCUGGUACCUGUUCAUCGCCCUCAACGCUUUGCAGGGACUGUUCAUCUUCGCCACGUUCACGUGCACCAAGAAGGUGCGGAACGGGUUCCGAGACCGCUGGCAAGCCCUGCAGCGUCGACGCGGCCCUGGCAAGGAAUCCUUCUCCUGGUCCUUCUCCAACUCUGGAUUAUCGGAAGGCGGGAAAAAGCGCAUCAUAGAGUCCCAGGACUCCACGGACUCGCAAUUGUCUGCCACCAUGACUUCGGGUUCCGGUGCGAAGCUCGGGAUGUCCCCGUCGGGUGCCGAGUAAAUUUUAAAAUGAAUCGAUGCAACAACAAAAAAGAAAGAAACGAGCAAGACUUAUAUGUUUGUCUGUCCGUUUCCUGUCUUCCUUCCUUCCUUCCGCGGCGCAAAUCAGAAUUGAAGCGUUGCUUCGGUUAAUGGACUUGAUCCGUCUCAGUGGAUUUACUAAAUGAAAAAUUCAAUUAACUAAAUGUAACGGCUGAUGGGGGGGGUUUCAGACACUCCCAAAAAAUCGAUCGUUUAAGGCGAAUCCGUUCUGGAUUCCUGAAAAAUUUCCUUCGUGAAUUCUUGAAUAAAUUACUGAAUUAAAAUGGUGUAAAGGUUAAGAAAUGUAGUUGAAAAAAACACUCGGAAAUGGGGAAAUCGUUGCGCAACACGAAUGAGAAUAAAAAAAAUAAAAGUUUAUGCGUUUGAAUAAAUUAGGCCGUGUGCAAAAUUUACCGCAGCAACGUGAAUUUUCUGACAGGCUAUGAAUUUUGAUGCAGUCCAUUAUCUAAAGCUGGGUCCAUGCUGAAGGAAUAAAAAUAAAAGAUCUAGAACCCCAAUCCGCUGUGGAAAAAAAAACGUACAAAAAUCCGUUUUCCGGGGAAAAGACUGAUUUUUCUUUUGAACCCCGUUGCUCAAAAGAAUCGAGAAAAAAAAAUGUUCGAUCUUUCUUCUGCACCAGGAAAUUCGACGCGGUUUGCGUUUUAUUUUUCGAUAUUGCGAAAUUCGGGAGUAGUAAGAAAAGUUCCGCUAUCGUGCAUAAUUUGAGGUAGAAGCUUGAGAUUAUUCACGAAUUUUAUUGCUGGUUAUUUUUGCAUUGUGAUGUGUUCUGUGCCUCGUAACUUUCGUUUUCCUCCAAUGGUAGGGAAUCUGAUUUCACGGUGUAAGCGUUUAACGCGAUGUUCGGUCAGUGGAUGUGAGCAGCAUUUCUUUUAGCAUGAUAAUCUCUCGAGGGUGGGCAAAAAAGCGGUAUAUUUCAAUGCAGAAAAAAAGGGGAUUUCUUUCCCUUCAUGUUUGUUGCCGAAAUUUGUGACAUAACUUCGCUUUUGAUGAAGAUGAUUUUAUGAUGGGAAAACGAACAAAUGAACAUGUUUUAAAGUCCAAGUGACCGCAUUGUAUGCGCAGAAUUUUGACGGGAGGCUUUUAUGUUUGAGGACUUGACAAAGACAAUCUCAUCAUGCUUUUUUGUAUGUAUUUGGUAGCGCGGUUUUGUUUUUGCGCGAUAGACACGGAUUUCGUGUUUUUUUUGUCUCAUAAUUUUUGAUUGAGAAAAUAUGAACAACUGAGAGGUUUGUUCGACUUCUAGUCUUGCCUGAAAAAGAGCUGCGUGAUCAAUCUCUGUCAUAUCAAAGAAAGAAGAAAAAAACUAGAACAAAAACUGGGAAAGCGUUCGAUCAUCUUAUGAAAAUCUCUCAGUCUGAAAAUCUGAUGCCUCGCUUCUGUGAAACUUAUGUGAGCAGAUAUCCUGAUAAAAUUGAGUCGGUGGGGGGAAAAAAAUCAUGAAUUUGUUUUGCAUUCUGCUGCAUAUUUCGAGCGUUGUGAAAGACUGCUCUUCGUCGCGACUGAACUUGUCUGAGUUUUCAUACUGAGAGGAGGAGGAAAAAGAAAGGAGGACGACUCGGUCUUGGUUUUUAAAGACGGGAUUUUUUCAUGUUGAAGCUUGAUGCGUUUUGUGAGAAUGUUGAACAAGGGCGAUUUUUGCGGAAGAAACAAAAGACAAAAGCGUUUUUUUCUUUUGA
Molecule: messenger RNA, 4138 nt
Organism: Notodromas monacha
Lineage: Eukaryota; Metazoa; Arthropoda; Ostracoda; Podocopida; Cyprididae
Source: the annotation of a GenBank genome assembly